AUGCCUGGAACAUUCUCCUCCCUCGUCGUUGCAUCAACAAACGAUUUUCCCGGAACACAGAACGAAAGCAUCAAACGCUGGGUCGAAGCCAAUGGUGGAGUCUUCAUCAAGCAGAUCAGUGAAGAUGUGACACAUUUGAUCUGUAGCAAAAAGGCUUGGAAGCAAUAUCAUCCUACGGUGAAAGCAGCUCGACACGCCCGAAGCAUCGCAAUCGUAUCAUUUGAUUGGCUUGAAGAUAGCCUUUGCAGCAAGACACGCAAACCAAAGGAUAUGGCCAAAUAUGCAUUCGAACCCAACCGAAUCCGCCACGUCAUCGCCGCCCAGAAGAAGAAAAGAGCCGACAAGAACAAAAACAAGGUAAAGCGCGGGAUGAAAGUCGCUCCAGAUGAAGAAGAAGUCAACGGGGGACAAGACGAAGGGCAAGACUACAGUGUCCACAGCGCCAGUUCUACGGCUUCUGGUAACUCUUCAGUCAAGAAUGAAAAGCACAAAGCAAACACAAACAUGUCACUGGCCAUGUUGACCAAGAGCGAAAAGAUUGAAAUUUCAGGAAAAGAUUUUGACGCAGAGUGUGCAAUUUUUGAAAAGGACAUGGCAAAGUCUGGUUACAAACCAUACAUUGAUGGCAACGGCUUCAUCUACUUGAUAACACUGGUCCGGAAAGAUGUUCUUCGAAACAGGCUGGAGAAACAUCGUCUCAAGGUGCGUUAUGCAUCUUGUGUUACUUCCCGGUCAGAGACGACAUAUCCUGUUUCAUCUGAGAAGCCCCAUCGUGUAACCGAUCAGCCACCAGCACCGCUAUACACCGACUCCUCGUGCAGUGGAACUUCACAAUCCCCGAGCACCUGGAAUCAGGUGAAUAAUGGCUGGUCUCGUCCCUCACUCACACAUUGUCCUACGACCAUGUACUACUUUCCCUCGCCAUACCCUUUCUCAAGAUACCCAGUCAUAUCAUACUCCCACCCAAGAAGUCUGUCCCAAUCAAAUCCGAAACUCAGAGUGCACAUUCCAAGUCCAUAUGCUCAGACUUUACAGCUUUUCGAAUACACACCCGAAUCUAUCGACCAUGCCGGAGACUCCAGUCGAGCUAAGCAGUAUGCAUGCUAUACCGUAUUCUCAACGGCUGGAAAACGAGAACGUGCCAUGCACACGCUUGCUCCGCCCGGAUCAAACUUUGACUUCGCUUGGGCCAUGUUUCGAGGCUUCUUCAAACGUAAAGUUGGGGCGACCUGGGAGGACCGCGACACUGUGACGGUCAAAUAUGAAGGCGACAGGGACAUUGAUGGAGGCUGUGUGAUGGGGGAAGAUGGCACCGAAGACGACAAGUUCCGGACGUUGGGCCUCUUGCGCUGGAAGCUGCCUAGCGACAUGGCUGCCCGUCAACCCAAAGAUGUAUCAACUGAGGAGCCCUGUGCCGUAGCCGUUGUCAACAAGCCAGCAUUCGAGGAGCACUAUAUCUGUGAAAAGGCUAGCACCCCCAACGGUGGAUGGUAA
Messenger RNA from Exophiala mesophila, 1494 nucleotides. RefSeq lists its product as uncharacterized. The record is from RefSeq and is a predicted model, not a curated record. Lineage: Eukaryota; Fungi; Ascomycota; Eurotiomycetes; Chaetothyriales; Herpotrichiellaceae. The transcript has 5 exons. Bases 1 to 1494 code for a protein of 497 amino acids.